Molecule: messenger RNA, 1512 nt
Organism: Brienomyrus brachyistius
Lineage: Eukaryota; Metazoa; Chordata; Actinopteri; Osteoglossiformes; Mormyridae
Product: annexin A2-B-like
Exons: 13
Coding region: 114-1130 (338 amino acids)
Cellular component (GO): cytoplasm
Molecular function (GO): calcium ion binding; calcium-dependent phospholipid binding; phospholipase inhibitor activity
Source: RefSeq, a predicted model, not a curated record
CUGAGGCUCAGCGCACUGAGUGAUACGGUAUUUAAACACCACACCCAGCGGCACGACAUAGCUACAGACACUGUGUGAAACCUCACCAGCCCAGAUCACUAAGGACAUUCAACAUGGCACUCGUAGCUGAGUUCUUGGGACAGUUGACCCUUGAUGUGUUCGGGGAUAACGACCCCAAACACCCCACGGUGGUACCUGUACCUGACUUCGAUCCUGAGAAGGAUGCUGCUAGGAUAGAGACUGCCAUCCAAACCAAGGGUGUGGAUGAGCAGACCAUCAUUAAUAUCCUCACCAAGCGCAGUUACUCCCAGAGGCGAGACAUUGCUUUCUCGUACGAAAGGAGGGCAAAGAAGGACAUGAUCACAGCCCUGAAGGGCUCUCUGAAGGGCUCUCUGGAGACCCUCAUCCUGGGUCUGAUGAAAAGCACGGCGCAGUACGACGCCUCUGAAAUCAAAGCCUCCAUGAAGGGACUGGGAACCGAUGAAGAAACCUUAAUCGAGAUGGUGUGUUCCCGCAGUAAUAAGGAGCUGGUGGAAAUUAAACGUGUCUACAAAGAAAUGUUCAAGAAAGAUCUAGAGAAGGACAUUGCUGGAGAUACCUCAGGGGACUUUUCUAAACUGCUGCUGGCUUUAGUGCAAGCUAAUAGGGAGGAGCCUAGCAAUAUUGUGGACUAUGCGAAGAUUGACCAGGAUGCCAGAGCGCUGUAUGAGGCAGGUGUUAAGAGGAAGGGAACCGACGUUGCUACGUGGAUCACCAUCAUGUCUCAGAGAAGUGUCCCACACCUUUGCAAAGUGUUUGACAGGUACAAGAGCUACAGCCCUUAUGACAUGCAGGAAAGCAUCUGUAAGGAGGUCAAAGGGGAUCUGGAAAAGUCUUUCCUGACACUGGUUGCCUGUUUCGAAAACAAACAGUUGUACUUCGCCAACAGACUUGCUGAAGCCAUGAAGAGCAAAGGAGCUAAGGAGAAGGUGGUGACUCGCAUCAUGGUGUCACGUUGUGAAGUAGACCUCAUGAAGAUUCGCACAGAGUUCAAGAAGCAGCAGAGCAAGUCGCUGUACCAGACCAUCACUGACCACACCAAAGGCGAUUACCAGAAGGCCCUCCUGAGCCUGUGUGGAGGAGAUGACUGAGUCCUUCACCAUGUCAGAGAUCCAUCACGGGCCACAGCCUUACAAAGGGCUACAGUUAUAAUCAUUCCAGACACAGCAGUGUUACUGCUCUAAGGACAGUUACAGGACUAUGCUUCAUGGAAAUGAAAUAAUCUGUAAGAUAAAGUAGUAUGCACCUUAUAUAACCAGUUUUAUUGGUAAUAUAAUACUUAUUAGACAAUUUUGCUAUAAUGAUGAAAAUACAAAGCAUAAAUGUAUUGACUUAAUUGUCCACAAGGAGGCAGUGAUACAACCCAAAUUAGGGUGAAGAGCUGGCAUGUUUAUUUUUAUGCACUACAAAAACAGUUAAUAUGUGAAGCAUUAUCCUUUUUACAAGUCAGAAAUAAAAAAAUAUACACAUUUA